CUCCCUCCCUCCCUCCUGCGACGAGAGAUUCUCCACGCCUACAGCUACAGCUGCUACAGGCUACAGCUACAGCUGCUACAGGCUACAGCUACAGCUAGCUGCUCCGGAAGAAGAGGAUGAAGAUGGAGGUUCAGAUAGCAGCCACUCUCUCUUCUCUUCCUCCUUCUCCUCCGCCCAUACCCACCAGCAAUGCAUCAUCCGCUUCUCUCUACUCAUGAAGCUCCUCUUUCUCUUCCUCUUCCUCUUCAUCCUCUACUCGAUUUCAAAACCCCCCCUUUCCUCCUUCCUCAACAAAUCCUAGUAUUUAUCUAUUCCCCUCUCUCCUUCCUUCCCCAUCUCUCAAGUUUGCUUCUUUUUCGUCCCUUGUUGUCAUGGAUGCACUAUCCGAAGCAUCCGCACUCACUCGAUUGUCAUUCUUUUCUGCUCCCAAGCGCUCACUUCUACUCGUCUCACAUUCUCACUCUACCUUCUCGACCAGGAACAAUAUUCGCUCCACACACCUGCAUUUCACUGCUCCUUUUCCAGCCAAUUGCACUUCCUCCUUGCUUGGAAGAAAACUAUUUUUUGCAAACCCCCCAAGAAAUGAGGUCUUUCUUCAUGGAAGAAGAAGAAAUAGAGAUCGCUUCAGACCAAUUAUGGCCAAAUUCGUCGACGGACAGGAAACGUCGGAGAUGGUUGAGCAAUUCAAUAAUAAUGGAACCACUCAAGUUUUGGUGAAACGUGGAAUUGUCUUGGCUGCCAUUUUCUGCGGGGUCUUGGUAUUAGGGUGCCGGAAAGUGUUCGCAGUCGAGGGUGUUGCCACUGCAGGUUAUGAUGCUGUAGGGCGUACUAAAUUGUUGUUAAAGGGUAGUUGGCCCAAGAUUUUUCAGGUUCUUCUAGUUCUAAAAGAACAAGGCUUAAUUCUAGCUGCUCUUUUGGGUCUCUCUGCGUUUUUCUCAUUGGCAGAAACUUCAAUUACCACUUUAUGGCCAUGGAAGGUGCGGGAAUUGGCUGAAAAAGACUCAGAAAACGGCGUCUUCAAGUUGCUUCGAAGUGAUGUUACUCGAUUCCUUACGACCAUACUUAUUGCAACAACGGUAUUGAACAUUGGUGCAACUGCACUUGUUACAAAGGCAGCCACAACUAUAUUUGGUGAAGCUGGAGUAAGUGCAGCUACUGGGGUGAUGACUGUUGCUGUUUUGCUUCUCACUGAAAUCACUCCCAAAAGUAUAGCAGUUCAUCAUCCAACAGAAGUUGCUAGAUUUGUGGUCAGGCCAGUGGCUUGGCUUUCCGUGGUAUUAUAUCCUGUGGGAAAAGUUGCAACUUAUUUGUCGAAUGGGAUGCUAAAACUGCUUGGUCUGAAAGGAAGAAGCGAACCAUAUGUUACUGAAGAUGAAUUGAAGUUGAUGUUGCGAGGAGCUGAAUUAAGUGGAGCUAUUGAAGAGGAAGAACAGGACAUGAUUGAGAAUGUAUUGGAGAUAAAAGAUACUCAUGUUAGAGAAGUGAUGACACCUCUCAUUGAUGUUGUGGCCAUUGAUGCUAGAGCAACCCUUGUUGAUUUUCACAACUUGUGGGUGACUCAUCAGUACUCCAGGGUGCCUGUUUUUGAAGAGCGUGUUGACAAUAUAGUUGGCAUUGCAUAUGCAAUGGAUCUUUUGGAUAAUGUUCAGAAGGGGGAUAUCCUUGAAACAUCUACUGUAGGAGAUAUGGCUCACAAGCCGGCGUAUUUUGUUCCUGAUUCAAUGUCGGUCUGGAAUCUUCUCAGAGAGUUCCGUAUUAGGAAAGUUCAUAUGGCUGUUGUCCUCAACGAGUAUGGUGGAACAGUUGGAUUGGUUACUCUUGAAGAUGUGGUUGAGGAAAUUGUUGGUGAAAUCUUUGAUGAGAAUGAUUCUAAGGAGGAAAUUGACAAGAAAACUGGCUAUAUUGUGAUGCGAACUGAGGGAGUUUAUGAUGUGGAUGCAAAUACAUCGAUUGAUCAACUCUCAGACGAUCUUAAUAUCAAAAUGCCUGAGGGCCAUCAGUAUGAAACUGUGUCCGGUUUUAUCUGCGAGGCUUUUGGAUACAUCCCAAGGACUGGUGAGACGGUUAAAGUGGUUCUAGAGAAAGCAAACCGGAAAGAGCAUGGUGAGUUUACAGAAGGAGAAUCUGACCGCCAAGAUCAGGAAGAAAAACAUCAAAUCCUUAAGCUUGAGAUAUUAGCCGGUAAUGCCAGGAAGGUGAGCGCAAUUAGGUUUGAACUAGUAAAUAACGACGAUGAUUCGACAGUGGAGGCAAAAGAUGUGACGCGCUUGAUUCCCAAGAUCAUGAAAAGGAAAUGGAGCGGCGACGUGAAUGGCAACGACACGAAUUUCGACGAAGUGAAUUGCUCUGAAGAAGGCGAGCAUUCCGGUAGCAAUGUAAAUGGCGAACAUGACGAAUCUGUUGUUGGUGGUCAAAAUGAAACAUAGCAAGCAUAGUGGUUUCUUUUAUUUUCUUACUCAACAACGUUGUUGUUUCUUUUUCUGUUAUUGGACAUGAAAAUUUUGUAACGAGUAAGAAGGAAGAAGUUAUAUAUUGUUUUGUUUGGAAAGAGAAAAUAGAAGAAGUAGCACUGAGCUUCAUUU
Messenger RNA from Impatiens glandulifera, 2582 nucleotides. RefSeq names its product putative DUF21 domain-containing protein At3g13070, chloroplastic. Gene Ontology annotation, molecular function: flavin adenine dinucleotide binding. The coding region runs from base 372 to 2426 and encodes 684 amino acids. Lineage: Eukaryota; Viridiplantae; Streptophyta; Magnoliopsida; Ericales; Balsaminaceae. The transcript has 14 exons. The record is from RefSeq and is a predicted model, not a curated record.